This is a messenger RNA of Arvicola amphibius (Eurasian water vole), 2207 nucleotides long. It is a transcript of the gene Kcnj15, whose product is annotated as potassium inwardly rectifying channel subfamily J member 15. Gene Ontology annotation, biological process: potassium ion import across plasma membrane; regulation of monoatomic ion transmembrane transport. The record is from RefSeq and is a predicted model, not a curated record. Gene Ontology annotation, cellular component: plasma membrane. Lineage: Eukaryota; Metazoa; Chordata; Mammalia; Rodentia; Cricetidae. The transcript has 3 exons. Gene Ontology annotation, molecular function: inward rectifier potassium channel activity. Bases 470 to 1597 code for a protein of 375 amino acids.
CCGUGACAGUGUUGAAGAUCCUCUUUACCUCUCUCUGAGUCAACAGGAGCGAUGCGUUUCCACCGGCGGUGGGGCUAUUCUGGACUCUCCCCUCCAGUGUGCGCUGUUUACUUCCUCCGCACUUCCCCUUCCUGCCGCCUGCUCAGAUCACUGUGGCCCCGGUGGGGGUGGGCUGACCCUUUCUCUCCAGCGCCUUUUGUCAAUGAGCUCCCUCCAGGGGCUGGAUUCAUAGCAAGGCUGUGGUGGUAGCAACGGUUUCUUUCUUGAAAGUUUUUGGCCAUUUAGCCUGUACUGGGCACUGUGCCAGAUGGCCAGGGAUUCGAAGCACGUGUCUGUCCCUCUUUCUUCCAGGCCAUAGCAGGACCCCAUGGUAGCCAGGUGGGUGAAGGGGAGCGAGGACGUGCCACUUGCCCAGCAGAAGAUUCCUGACUUACAGAGUGAGUGACCAGGUGGUCCCAGGAGCCUGAAAAUGGAUGCCAUCCACAUUGGCAUGUCCAGUGCCCCCCUGGUGAAACAUGCCAAUGGAGUUGGACUCAAGGCCCAUAGACCUCGAGUCAUGUCCAAGAGUGGACACAGCAAUGUGAGAAUUGACAAAGUGGAUGGCAUCUAUCUGCUCUACCUUCAGGACCUGUGGACAACGGUCAUCGACAUGAAGUGGCGGUACAAACUCACCCUGUUUGCGGCCACAUUUGUGAUGACCUGGUUUCUGUUUGGAGUGGUCUACUAUGCCAUAGCAUUCCUUCACGGCGACUUAGAACUUGGGGACCCUAAUUCUAACCACACGCCCUGCAUUAUGAAGGUGGAUUCUCUCACGGGAGCCUUCCUCUUUUCCCUGGAAUCCCAGACAACCAUUGGCUACGGGGUCCGUUCCAUCACGGAGGAGUGUCCUCACGCCAUUUUCCUCCUGGUUGCCCAGCUGGUCAUCACCACGUUGAUUGAGAUCUUCAUUACAGGGACCUUCCUGGCCAAGAUCGCAAGACCCAAAAAGCGAGCUGAGACCAUCAAGUUCAGCCACUGUGCUGUCAUCAGCAAGCAGAACGGGAAGCUGUGCUUGGUCAUCCAGGUGGCCAACAUGAGGAAGAGCCUCCUGAUCCAGUGUCAGCUCUCGGGAAAACUCCUCCAGACGCAUGUCACCAAGGAGGGAGAGCGCAUCCUCCUCAACCAGGCCACCGUCAAAUUCCACGUGGACUCCUCUUCUGAGAGCCCCUUUCUCAUUCUGCCCAUGACCUUCUACCACGUGUUGGACGAGACAAGCCCCCUGCGGGACCUCACCCCGCAGAACCUGAAGGAAAAGGAGUUUGAACUGGUGGUCCUUCUCAAUGCCACCGUGGAAUCCACCAGUGCCGUCUGCCAGAGUCGAACAUCUUACAUCCCGGAGGAGAUCUACUGGGGAUUUGAGUUUGUGCCUGUGGUUUCUCUCUCCAAAAAUGGAAAGUACGUGGCUGACUUCAGCCAGUUUGAGCAGAUCCGGAAGAGCCCGGAUUGUACCUUCUACUGUGCGGAUUCUGAGAAACAGAAGCUGGAAGAGCAGUACAGACAGGAGGACCAGAGGGAGCGCGAGCUGAGGAGCCUCUUGCUACAGCAGAGCAAUGUCUGACCCCGGCUGACCUCUGGACCCCCUCCCAGAGCUGCCUCCUCACCAGGUCUCCUCUCAAAAACCAACAGCUGCUGCGAACAUGGGCCAGGCAGACCUGAUACCAAACCACGGAGAUAGCCAUGGCCACCUGAUACCAAACCACGGAGAGAGUCAUGGCCCAGCUUUCUCUUUGUUCUGACAGCUGAACAAACCUCUCUGCAUAUAAAAGGAUUUCUUCAGAGUGCCUGGUCAGGACUGAACACUCAAAUUCAGAUUUUCACCCCCUAAAAUAGAGCUAUAUAUUAAAAGAAACAAGCAUAGAAAAUGGAGGGGAUUCCUGUUCGGGUGACAGACAGGUAGCCAUGUUGACAGAAUGAAAUGUGUGACUGUAGAAGAACAUCAUCUUAUAAUCUGAAGUAUGUAUUUAAUCCACCUAUCAAGGGCAUUGUCAGUAGGUGAGGUCUAAGGCAUGAUUCACUAUUUGCUUGUAUCACUGCCUGCGAACCUGCUCCUUCUCGUGUUUAAGUAUGUAUGCUUUAUUUGCAAUGACGGCUAUCUGGUAAUGACCAAAAAGUGUUGGGAAAGCAGGGACUUCAAGCUUGAAAAAUACAUUCAUUUCAUUUUGACAUUU